Paraphaeosphaeria sporulosa is the source of this 1587-nucleotide messenger RNA. RefSeq lists its product as uncharacterized. Bases 47 to 1435 code for a protein of 462 amino acids. Gene Ontology annotation, molecular function: DNA-binding transcription activator activity, RNA polymerase II-specific; zinc ion binding. Gene Ontology annotation, biological process: regulation of transcription by RNA polymerase II. Lineage: Eukaryota; Fungi; Ascomycota; Dothideomycetes; Pleosporales; Didymosphaeriaceae. The record is from RefSeq and is a predicted model, not a curated record. The transcript has 5 exons.
AUUUUGCCUUUUUCUGUAUACGGAGACUUUUGGUUGAAGACUGCAGAUGACAUCUGAGGUCCAGAGUCGGAGACGUAGGCCUUAUAAAAAGUCCGUCCGUGGAUGUCGAAACUGUAAAUUACGGAGAGUCAAGUGCGACGAAACCAAACCGCAUUGUCACAAUUGCUCCACCUACGGUGUCGUCUGCAAUUACGUGAGCAGCAAUACCCCAGAUCUACAUGUCUCGGCCGUAAGGCUGCAUGGUCGGAGCGCGAACGGAUGCGGUCAUCGUUCAGACCUGCAGGCUCGACAUUAUGAAGUCACACCAUUGCCAUCAAUUGUCCAGACCACCCUAAAGCCAAUUGUUUUCUGCUCUGAUGGAAGGUACGAGUUUCGCAUGGACGGGCGAUGUUUUGCGGGUUUGGAACGUUUUGGAGCAAAGGCCAUUCCACCAUAUAGUUGGGAAGUGACGAAAAUCUGGCGAGAAGAUGUUCCGCGCUUCGCUUUCAGUAAUCCAUACCUGAUGCACACAUUGUUAGCUGUAGCUGCGGCACAUGAACGGCUUCACGAGAUGGCGGAAGAUGCUCAGCGGACACUGAACGAAACCUACCAUACCGCACGCGCUAUUUCUCUGUUCAAUCAAAAGCUCUCUUCACGCCUCACACCCGCCGACUACGACCCAUUAUGGGCGACGGCCGCUCUACUUGGUCUGCUGUCCAGUAGCGCCAUCGACACGUUGCCUGAGAAUUCGUGGCCACUUACGACACCUUCCCCUUCAGAUCUUGAGUGGUUCAUUCUUACUGACGGUAAAAAAGCUGUUUGGGCACUGACUAACCCAUUGCGCCCUUCCUCCGUCUUCUCGUCGGUCGCACAAGAGUACGCGGCUUGGGACGUGCCAAUACCCGCAUCAGGUGUAGGGAGCAUCGAUGCGCGGCUCGCAUCGCUCUGCGGAAUCACCGAAUCUAGCUCGGCGGAGAAUAACCCGUACUACGCGGGUGCGCACAUGUUGUCAAUUCUGCAAGCCCUAAACUCAAAUGCCGAACCAAGCACGCAUGAAUCACUGGAGGAACUACAUAUCAAGACGACAGGGACCGAAGAUGUAGCUUACGUCAGCCAACAUCAAGUACAACACAUCAGUUUGCUGAAGCAGAGGGACAAGGUGUCCCUCGUGUUGCUAGCUCUGUGGUAUGAGCGGUGCGAAGGCGUGUGCUGGUGGCUCGACCGACGGGCUAGGACCGAGGGGCUUGCUAUCCGUCUCUUUCUCAAGCAAAACUAUCCGGACGAUAAGGCCAUCUCCGAGCUGUUGCCGAUUCUCGACUCAAGAGACAGGUUUGAUGUAACCGGGCGUAGAGAAAACGCCACCGUCGGAUUGCAAAAACGUUUCAUGGAGACUCUCCUGGCGUGGGAGGAUCUACGGAUCACAUAUCGAUCAAGUAACUUCUUUCUAGGCCUGUGAGCCAAAUAGGCUGCAUGGGAGUCAAAGAUCGGUGAUGCGGAAAGGUGGCGCACGCAGGAUUGGAGUAUUUGAGGCAUCCGACAUAGAGAAGGUCGGUGACACUGGAAAGACGAUGGGCGAGUUGUUGUGGUUGAAGACGAGAUGGAGACGAG